AUGAAGCUGAUCAUCUUCGCCUGCCUGGCCGCCGUCGCCCUCGCCCGCCCUCAGAGACCCGACUCUGAGGCCGAGACCGUUUUGGACGAGAGGUCCGACAACGGCGACGGCAACUUCCAGUACACUUUCCAGACCAGCAACGGUAUCAGCUCCUCCAACGCUGGCACUCCUGGAUCUGAGGGCCAGAGCAACAUGCAGGGAUCUUACAGCUUCCUCCUUCCCGAUGGAACUACCGCCGAAGUCAGCUUCGUGGCCGACGAAAACGGCUUCCAGCCCUCGUCCGACCUCCUGCCCGUCGCCCCGCCGCUGCCUGAACACGUGUACGAACUGCUCCGCAUUGCUGAGGAUCAGCGCGCAAGAGGAAUUACCUUCGAUUAAGUGAUUUCCGAUGCACCAUUCUCACAAUGGCUUCAUCUUCAAUUUUUAAAUAACCUUGAGGAUAUACAAUGCAACAAAUAAAUGGUACAUAAAACA
This is a messenger RNA of Penaeus indicus, 474 nucleotides long. Its product is annotated as cuticle protein AMP1A-like. Gene Ontology annotation, molecular function: structural constituent of chitin-based larval cuticle. NCBI's taxonomy places the organism in Eukaryota, Metazoa, Arthropoda, Malacostraca, Decapoda, Penaeidae. The record is from RefSeq and is a predicted model, not a curated record. The transcript is spliced from 3 exons. Gene Ontology annotation, cellular component: chitin-based extracellular matrix. The coding region runs from base 1 to 378 and encodes 125 amino acids.